Phanerochaete carnosa HHB-10118-sp is the source of this 2255-nucleotide messenger RNA. RefSeq lists its product as uncharacterized. The coding region runs from base 1 to 2193 and encodes 730 amino acids. The record is from RefSeq and is a predicted model, not a curated record. The transcript is spliced from 8 exons. NCBI's taxonomy places the organism in Eukaryota, Fungi, Basidiomycota, Agaricomycetes, Polyporales, Phanerochaetaceae.
AUGCAGCACAUCGAGCACACCGGCAUCUCCUCAGCUUGCGGCCGGGGCAGAUGGAGCCUCGUAGGUGACCGCUUUCUUCACCAUGACGACGACUCACUGGGCUCUGGCAGAUAUGAGAGGGAAAACAAGCCGGAGAUCUCUCUCAUGGAAUUCAAGACCGAACGCCGCAAACAGGACAGCAAUGACGAUGACGACUGGAUGCCGUGGUACUCGCUCGAAUACGGCAUAGAGGAGAGCGACAGCGCGUCUGUAGUCACCGAGCGCGACCCGUUCGACAAGAAACUCGACUACACUUUCCGCGUCACUCUUGUCAGCGCAGCCGACACCAAUAGCCGUAGCUUCUCCGGCACGUGGGAGCAGAAUGGAAAGGAAUAUGAAUGGAAAGGCACGCUCAGGAAGUUGACGACUCGCAGCCGUACAGCCUGUGCGGCGCCCGAGCGUGGCCCAGGCGGGCAGACCCUGCAGCAGCUCCUGUCCACCUCGAGCCUGUCCUCGGUGACCAAAGUGCAGUCCGAGAAUGUGGUCGUACGGGAGGACAUCGCUCAGAACGAGGGUGAUCGUAUAUUUGCUCGGAUCAUCCUUCACAGUGCCCCCGACGAUGUCAAAGAGCUGCUGUGUCCGGACCUGCCGGCGCUUGACCCGGACGAGACGAAGAUCAAGGAGUUGGGUCCCGAAUACCUUGAGCGGGCGGGCAUCGUGAACAUCAUAGCGUAUAUCAAAAACAUGAAAGAGGUCUCCCCAAGACAGAGAAGGCGGAUCGACGAGACCAAAUGUCAAGCGUUCACCAAGGCUUGCGCUGCGUUCGGCGAGCCGAAUGCGGGCGUCGUCGACCACAUGAAGGUCUCGCCCGACGAUCUCUCUAAGUUCCAGGUCCAGUAUCGUGCCAUUGCCCAAGCCUGCUACCGUCUCGGCUACAUUCGUGCGGUUCUCUCUUUUCAACCGUUCCUGGCAGAAGCCAGGUACUGGUACACACGUCUCGCCACGUACCUCGUGUCCGAGAGGCAUCUCAUGGAGCUGAAGCAGAGAGUCAGGUGCUCCGACACACGUAUUCAGCAAGACAUAUUCGAUUGGCAGAACAAACUCCAAAUUCUGGAAGAAAGGGCCGGCGACAUCGGCAAUGCACCACAGAUCCCGGAUGUUGUCGCUGAGCUGCACGGCGUGGCUACGUUCGCGAUUCUCGACGGCGUCAUGUGGAGCGAUGAGCAUGCGAGCAGCAUGGUAAAAUUUUUCGAAGACCUCGACGAGAUCGAACGGGCCACCAAACUCGAUAAGUUCAACAAGCAAUUAAUGGACGAAAAGGCUAGGGAAUACGCCAAGCUGCAAGAGCUUCUGGCGGAACGCGAGGCUUACACGUGGUCGGAGGUUGGGAAGUCUCUUGUCGAAGGCUUCGGGCAGCUCACCGAGCGGCUGCACCGUAAGCCAUCUAUGGAAGAACUCACGACGAUCGUCAGUAGAGCAUGGACCAAGGGAGGUGUCUGUCCGGAGAUCUGGAGGAGGGGCAACACUUUACUUUUCAAGAAAGUUGCAUGCGCCGCGCUCGUCAUGGUUGGAACAUGGAUCCUCAUGAAAGCCCUUCGUAAGGACCAAGAGGCGCUCGAGCGGUCAGAGCAGAUCAGCAUGUUCGCGUCGCUAGUCGGCGCCGUAAUGUACUUGUGGAACCCCGUGGUUGUACCUAUUGUGGCUGCGGUUGCGAAGGGCCUCGGCUGGGGCCUCAAGAAACUGCUCCCUACUCGUGCGCUGGGCUGGGUCGACGCUGCGAAGGUCCUCAGCAUGAAAUUUUCAAGAAAAUUCGUCAACGGAGCGGCAGGAGCAGUCUGCAGCCGAGCAUGGAGUAGCAUAGCUAGCGGCCUCACUCUGACCUUCGGCUUCUUCGUGUCCGUGUCCGCCCUAGUCGCAAGUGCGUUUGAGCUGAAGAAGAUGUUGAAAGAAGGGCGCACCAUCGACAAGUGGUUUGCAGGUGCACAGCUUACCGUUUCAGCGCUGAGCACCAUAGCGUUCUCGGUCCAACUCAUACCCUCCUGUGUCGCAUCCACUGCUAUUGUCGCCCUUUCUGGGACGGUUGGUAUGUGGCUGGCUGGAAUAGGUGUCGUAGUGGGUGUUGUGGCUUUAGCUGUCACUCUUUCACUGCCAGGCGAAGAUCGCGUGAAGAUGAUCAUUGACAAGUACGGUGCAAGAUAUGGAUUGCUCAGAUAGCCUGCGGCCCUAUACCUUACCUUAUAUUAGUAUGUGAGCGCCCAUAACACGUGAAGAUUCAA